ACGUACGUAAGCGUAGAAGCUGUGGAAUUGGGUGAGCGACGAGAGUGCGGGGGGAAGGGCAGAGUGGAAGCAGAGGAAGGAAAAGAGGAGGAGGACGAAGCAAAGCAAUGUCAACAAUGAGGAGGCAGGAAAAGGAGUGCAGCUGGAAUCCGCUGAGGUCGAGAAAGAGCAGCAAGAAAGUGCAGGGGGGAAAGAAGCAAAAAAGAAAAGUGGGAAUGAGAGCAGGUAGGCGAGAGGAAGCCGGAUGAAGAGGAGGAGAGAGGCUCGAGGGGGAGUGGUGACGGCGAGAGAAGAGAAGGGAUGAGGAGGAAAGGAAGAGUGAGUGGGAGUGGUGAGCAAAGCACAGCCGAGGCCAGAGAGUCAACGAGGCGAGUCGGCGAUCGCAAACCUCCACAAAGUGCUAUCAGCAACACGCACGCCAGCAUGUUUACGCAACACAGGCGGAGGAGCGCCCCAAAAGUCCAGGAUGGAACCUCCGUGCUGAGGAAGCCUUGACCUCGGAGCCAACUUCUUCUCAAAUUCUUCUUCUUCGUGCGCUCCACAAGAUGUCAGUCAAGCUGCGAUUCGACUCUCCCUCUGAGGGAAAUCCGAUCCGGCGGAGUCGCUCCUUCACGGGCUUCGGCUCUCUGACAGGACGACGGCGGCCUUCCUCUGCUCGGAACUCGCUGCGCUCCAAAGUUGUCUCUGAAAGAAAAACUCCACGUGCUCCUUUAUCUCCCAGAAGAGGAUUCGGAUCUGUCUGGUCCCUGCAGCCAGAGGAUGUGGACCGCAUCUUCCAGGCGCUGCGCAAAGGCCUCAAGGAGCAUGUGCAGCACCACCAGACUGAGAUGGACUUCCUGUCGUCACGCCAGCGAGAAACCAAAAGAAACUCCAGACUGGCUUUCCAGUACGAUCUGGAAAAGGAGAUUCGAGCACAGGAGAGGAUCAUCCGAAGGCUGGAAUUCCAAAUCAGCAAGGUGGACGAGCUCUACGAGAACUAUUGCGUCCAGUGGCGCCUCUGCCAGGGAGCCGUCAACAUGAAGAGAGCCUUUUCCCUCACGCCCUCCACCAGGGAGUCCAGGGAGAGCCUCCUGGAGCUUGGACGCAACCACAGGCACAGCGUGCAGGACAUGUCGACCAUGGAGGGAGAGCUAGAGGUCCUCCUGGGAGAACUUCACGUCAAGAUGAAAGGUCUCAUUGGCUUCGCCCGGCUAUGUCCUGGAGACCAGUAUGAGGUUGUGCUGCAGUUGGGCCGUCAGCGCUGGAGGAUUCGCGGUCGGAUCCAAAGCGACGACGCCCAGUCCUGGGACGAGGAGGAGAUGCUCUUCCUACCGCACAUCAACCACAACUUUGAGAUCAAGGUUUCGGAGGCCAAGGGUCUGGUCUGGCAGCUGGUGGGCACGGUGACCUGUGCCAGUGCACACUUCUUUGUGGCGACUCCCCAACUCAUGCUGGUGGACAUCACCCAGCUGGGGACCAUCAAGCUACAGCUGGAGGUUACCUGGAAUCCGUUGGACAGUAGUGAGAAGGUGGGGCUUUUGUCUACUAGUAGACCAUCCGGGUGGAGCAGGAAGACUUCAGUGCAAAGUUGGACUGCCCCCAGCACGCCGUCCUUCUCGGAAAAGUAUUUCCUGUCGAUGGUGCGAGAGCUGCAGGACGGAGGAAGAGGAGGAGCUUCAGUCCCACUCCGGCUGUCUAAAAGUGGGCGGGACAGGGGCGUGUCUUUAAUGAGCUACCUGUCACACGCGUCCAUCAUGUCUGACCAAUCACAGGCCAAGACACCACCAAGCCUCAGCAGCAGCGUGGCGGGUAGUCACACUCAUCUUUCCCUCGGUGAGGACGGGGAGGAAAGAGUGACCAGGAGGAGGAGAAAGCCGGGGGGGGAGGAGGAGGAGGAGGCCUGGGGAGGAACAUUUGCGUCUCCUUCUUCUCUCCUGGACCUACACAGGUCCAGCACCCCAGACAUCCUCAAAGACAAGCAAGACGACCCAGCAGGAGGUCGCGUGGAGGCUGAGGAGGGUCCGCCAGAUGCUGUCAGCGAGGAGCUCAAAGACGUGCGGGACGCCGCCUGCCCCCCGCCCCCGGCCGUCGCGCCCCCCUCCCCGACUGCCGAGGCGGCGCGGUCGGGGACCGGGGGGGCGGCGCCGAGCGGCGGCCGGCGGCGGGCGCAAGCCCUGCGACUCGGGGCGCUGCUGGCCGAGCUAGAGAGAAACCUGAAGAAGCAGAGGAGCUGCGAGAGCCCCCUGAGGGUCCUGAAGCAGCAGACGGAACACCUGGACACCAUUCUGAGGAACGACCUGUCCCUGAUGAGACGCUCGUCAUCUGACGACACCUUGGCCGUGGAGGAGGUUCUCUGCAGCUUUGACUUCCUGUCGCAGGACGACGACGCUUCCUGUUUCGGCAGCGCCGGCCACCUCUGGCAGGACGGCCGCGCGGCCGGCGAGGAGGCCCCGCUGACUUGUGGGAACCGGGGCCUGGACCAGGCUCUGGAGACGCACCUGGAAGCGUGCUGCGCCCUGCUGGAGAUGCUGCAGAGGGUCAACUUCCGUUUAGCUCGCGCGGUUCUCCUCGAGGACGUUUCUCAACAAGCGGACGUCCUGAAGACAAUCGGCCGCUUGCUGCUGGAGGACAAGGACGACAUCUCCGCUGAAGAGCUGCUCCCCGAGGACCGGAGGAGCAAGGAGCUGGUGUCGUUCUGGGCCGACUGCGUGAAAGACGCCGGUUCCUCGGCUCCGUUCUGCUGCCGCUCGGACGACUUUGCGGAGGCGCUGAGGAGGCGAUACUCGCACCGAAUUAAAGCCAAAGUCAAGGCCAAGCAGCCCGGGCUCCCCGAAAGAGUGUUCGACACGCUGCUGCGGCAGCUGCGAGCGGCCAGCGGGGCGGCGCUGUGGCCUCCUCAGCCUCCGUGCGCCGCCAGCACUGUGAGCGUGUUCCAGCUGUCGCUUUACCUGAGACGAUGCGACAUCCCGACGCCCGGAGAACAUGUGGCGCGCCUCUCCAAGGAAGAAUGUUUCCUGUCGGCCAUGACGGGUCCCGAGCGCAGGGGCGCGCUGACCCGGAUGAGGUCGCGGGGCGUGGCCCGCCUCCUCCCGCUGGGGGUCACGCUGCAGACGUUGGCGGCCCUGCAGGCGGAUGCCGACCAGAGGGUGUGCCGGGCCGCCGCCCGCUGCCUGAGGCGGGGCGCCGCCUGCGCCGCCUUCCGGCCAAGGGCGCUGGUCUACUACACGGAGAGUUUGAGGAGCACCGACGCGGUCAUCCAGCGGACCUCGUGCCUGGCGCUCCAAUGUUUGGCGGCCACGGAGAGCGUGGAGCACAUGGUGGAACUUCGCAGGUGUCCCGAUGAGGCCGUUCGAAACGCCGCCAAGGAGGCGGUCCUCUCUUUCGGUAAAAAAGGCCACGCGGCCUUCCAGAGGAUGGAGCAGCUUGACCUGGAGCUGCAGGAGGAGUUUUUCCAGAACUUGGAGACUGAGAUCACUUUUCUUUAAUGAAAACGUUUGCUUUUCUUGUCAUCAUGGCCAACGUGCACUCAACCUUUUAUACCUAUUUAAAAAUAAUACUAAACCCAG
Molecule: messenger RNA, 3545 nt
Organism: Phycodurus eques (leafy seadragon)
Lineage: Eukaryota; Metazoa; Chordata; Actinopteri; Syngnathiformes; Syngnathidae
Gene: ripor3
Product: RIPOR family member 3
Exons: 25
Coding region: 546-3464 (972 amino acids)
Source: RefSeq, a predicted model, not a curated record